Molecule: messenger RNA, 1879 nt
Organism: Fukomys damarensis (Damara mole-rat)
Lineage: Eukaryota; Metazoa; Chordata; Mammalia; Rodentia; Bathyergidae
Gene: Cdk3
Product: cyclin dependent kinase 3
Biological process (GO): regulation of G2/M transition of mitotic cell cycle; signal transduction; regulation of gene expression
Cellular component (GO): nucleus; cyclin-dependent protein kinase holoenzyme complex; cytoplasm
Molecular function (GO): ATP binding; cyclin binding; cyclin-dependent protein serine/threonine kinase activity
Source: RefSeq, a predicted model, not a curated record
UGAAAGUAGAUGAGGAUAUGUAAUCCCGGACCCAGGUCUAAGGCAGCGACGGUGCUCCGGAGGACUGACCGCUGCGCCUGAUCCUCGCAGUGAGUCUACCGUUCACUUCAUGAACCCCGGACCCAGGUCGAAGGUAGCGACAGUGCUCCGGAGGAAGGUAGAAAGAAGGUUUAGGACCUGCUGGCAGGAUCCUGACGUCGCGGCUCGCGACACCCGGCCAGCUCUGCAGACAUGGAUGUGUUCCAGAAAGUAGAGAAGAUCGGAGAGGGCACCUAUGGGGUGGUGUAUAAGGCCAAGAACAAGGACACUGGGCAGCUUGUGGCCCUCAAGAAGAUCAGGCUGGAUUUGGAGACUGAGGGGGUCCCCAGCACUGCCAUCUGGGAGAUAUCCCUGCUCAAAGAACUGAAGCACCCCAACAUUGCCAGGCUGCUGGACGUGGUGCAUAGUGAGAAGAAGCUGCACCUGGUGUUUGAGUUCCUCAGCCAGGACCUGAAAAAGUACAUGGACUCCGCCUCGGGCUCGGACCUCCCACUGCACUCUAGCUACCUCUUCCAGCUACUGCAGGGGGUGAACUUCUGCCAUUCUCAUCGGGUCAUCCACCGAUACCUGAAGCCCCAGAAUCUGCUCAUCGAUGAGUUUGGAGCCAUCAAGCUGGCUGACUUUGCACUGGCUUGGGCCUUUGCUGUGCCCUUGCGCACCUACACCCACGAGGUGGUGACGCUGUGGUAUCAGCCCGAGAUCCUCUUGGGUACCAAAUUUUAUUCAACAGCUGUGGAUGUCUGGAGCAUUGGUUGCAUCUUCGCAGAGAUGGUAACUUGCAAAGCCCUGUUUCCAGGGGACUCUGAAAUUGACCAGCUCUUUCGUAUCUUUCAAACCCUGGGGACUCCCAGUGAAGACACCUGGCCAGGAGUCACUCAGCUGCCUGACUGUAAAGGCACCUUCCCCAAGUGGACUAGAAAAGGGCUGGAGGAGAUCGUGCCCAAUCUGGACCUGGAGGGCAAAGACCUGCUCAUGCAGCUUCUGCAGUACAACCCCAGCCAGCAGAUCUCAGCCAAGGCUGCCCUUGCCCAUCCCUACUUCUCAUCUAUGGAGCCCUGCCCGGCCCCCUGCCGGGUGUGCUGCAGCAUUUUUGCCGCUGAGAAUGUUUGAGAUCCUCUCUCAGCUGCCUCCCCACAGCUGCCCAAGAGAGAACAAAUCUGGGAAGAAAGCAGAGCUCUAAGGAAUCUGACAUUAUCCGUGGGAGGGCUGAGUUUGAGUCGCUCCUGCUAGCAGGUUACUGAGUUCCUGUGUUGCUGGUUGAUUUUGAUGGUGCCACUUCCACGUGGCACAGGUACCCCACGUAGGAGGGGUAUUAGAGUCCUAGGCCCCUGGCACUGGAACAAGAGGUGCCAAGCUGGGAGGGCUGCAGGUGCGUGCAGCCAGCAACCCCUUCACCUGUGCAGGCAGGCCCCAGGGAGGGAUGCCCGUGCUGGUCUCUUUUGAUGUAAAAUGUUUGCAAGAAGCGUUGAAUUCAGUUCAGAAUUCCACACUAAACCGGCGAGGGGGAACAGAGGAGACAGUUUACUGACCCAGGAGAGGUCGGGGCAACCUCAGCUGUUCUAAGUCUUUGUCCCUUCAUCCAAGAUGUGUUUAUGUUGAUUGGCUUCUUGAUGCGUGGGAAAUAAAAAUGACAGGCUUCUGAGUUUUCUGUCCUUGCUCUGUUCAUGAUCUCAUGGGGACACCUGGGCUGGCUGACAGCAUUUGGAGAUAGUCCUGGCCAGCACUGAGAGGGCAGGGCAACUGAGAAGGGGUGGGCAGGGAGGCUGGGCUCUGCCCCAGUCCACUUUCCAAGGGAUCCCAGCGCUCCAACAGCACCCCGUCCCCAGGCUGUCGAGUGGGG